UCUGACCUAUUUUUCAGAAAUUCUUCCGCAAAAAAGUGUGAAUUUCCCGUUCCGUUGGUCUUAAGCUGUGAUUCUUCGCUAUGUUGAUCCGAGAUCGGUUGGGUUCGUUACGUGCGCGCUGUGGAAACCAAGAGGAUAUCAAUGGGCGAAGGAGUUCAUUGCCUCGUGACCGAGCAUUAUGGAAUUUCCUCAGACAGGUGGACUGUGUUCGUGCAGCUGUGCGGGAUUUGGAACUGGCGUUGCUUGUAUUGCAGAGAUUGAAUAACAAGGCUUUAGCAACUCCACUGGAUGCGACUCAAAUUCAGGAACAGCGUAACAAAGCAGUAGCUGAAGUAAAGCUCAGGGCAUUGAAUGCCAAGGGACAACUUGCCCAACUAACGAGCUGUGAGUCGGGCCCCAACCGUCUUCGCCGUUUCUUGAUCGCAGCAGAAGGGAGGCGUCUGAAGCUUGCCAUCAGGGCGUGUCAUGAGGAAGAUGAAGCCUUUGUGAAUCGUUGUAAGGCAAGGCUGAGACACCAAUAUUUGCACGUUGGCAGGGAGCGGACAGAUGAAGAGUUGGAGGAAAUCAUUUCUGCAGGGCUGAACAGUGCGUGUGCAUACACCGAAAAAGGGGAAACGUUCGAAUGUUUGUCUCUUGAUGAAAAGGACGAAACAGAAAAUCUGGAACAUUUUGUACGGCUGGAGCAGCAGUUGACAGAAUUAAAUGAUAUUUUCCUCGACAUGGCGGCAACCGUGGAACUUCAGGGGAAUAUGGUGAAGGACAUCGAAACCCAUGUGCAUGCAGCUGAGGAUGCAACCAACUCGGGCGUUAGGCGGAUGCAGCGUGCUGAGCAUGAUUUACUAUCGCGGCGCUGUAAGAAAGCCAAUGCGAGUGUGAGCUGUGCUUUGUGGAAGCGUUCCUUCCUGGGCCCCUUCCCCGAAACCCUUCCCUCCUUCACUCAUUCGUCAGUCGUGGUGGUGGCUCCUUAA
Molecule: messenger RNA, 968 nt
Organism: Notodromas monacha
Lineage: Eukaryota; Metazoa; Arthropoda; Ostracoda; Podocopida; Cyprididae
Source: the annotation of a GenBank genome assembly